GCCCCCAGCGGUAGCGCUAGCGCUCCGCAAGGGCCAACAAAGAUGUUGUUUCGUGGAAACAGUACGCAAAGAACAGGGCCGCGCUGCAAAGUUCAAGUGAAUUGAAAGUGAAAAUCUUUAGCGCGUACUGAGUGUUGUUUGGAAAAAGGGCUAUGGUGAUGGUGAAGAUAGAACAGACGAAAAUAAGUCACCAUGGCACGUACCAAGCAAACAGCACGUAAAUCUACCGGAGGAAAGGCUCCGCGUAAACAGCUGGCCACCAAGGCCGCCCGUAAGAGUGCUCCGUCUACCGGUGGCGUUAAGAAGCCGCAUCGCUACCGUCCCGGUACGGUGGCUCUGCGUGAAAUCCGUCGGUACCAGAAGUCGACGGAGUUGCUGAUCCGCAAGCUGCCGUUCCAGCGUUUGGUGCGUGAAAUCGCCCAAGAUUUCAAGACCGAUUUGCGCUUCCAGUCGGCUGCCAUCGGUGCGCUGCAGGAGGCAAGCGAAGCCUAUUUGGUUGGUCUUUUCGAAGAUACUAAUCUUUGCGCCAUCCACGCCAAGCGGGUUACCAUCAUGCCCAAGGAUAUCCAGCUGGCGCGCCGUAUCCGAGGCGAACGCGCUUAAAAAGCUUUUACAUUAAUAAUAAACUACAACAUCUACAUUAGUAACAACAACGUUUUAUUAUAUACUUUAAAAAACACAUUACACAUACUAUUCGUAAAAGGCAAUUCAAGAUUACAAAAGAAUACAGAUGUAUUAUGCAAAAAAAAACAUGAAAAAUCAACGAUCGUUCGUUCGAUUGGAAAAAGAUCUCUCCACUAGCUUCAUUCCAGCUAGCGGAAGGUCAUUCGGCGAUGAUCUCUAGAUCGUAGACAUUU
Molecule: messenger RNA, 857 nt
Organism: Anopheles moucheti
Lineage: Eukaryota; Metazoa; Arthropoda; Insecta; Diptera; Culicidae
Product: histone H3.3A
Exons: 3
Coding region: 193-603 (136 amino acids)
Cellular component (GO): nucleosome
Molecular function (GO): protein heterodimerization activity; structural constituent of chromatin; DNA binding
Source: RefSeq, a predicted model, not a curated record